AUGAAUUUUUGUAUAAUGCCACAGGGUCUAAUUUGUACAUGUACAGUACAAUUCCUUCUCACUUCCAAGUCAAGCUUCUUUCCAGAGGAGAACAGAGCACACCUCUAA
Blastomyces gilchristii SLH14081 is the source of this 108-nucleotide messenger RNA. RefSeq lists its product as uncharacterized. NCBI's taxonomy places the organism in Eukaryota, Fungi, Ascomycota, Eurotiomycetes, Onygenales, Ajellomycetaceae. The transcript has a single exon. The record is from RefSeq and is a predicted model, not a curated record. Bases 1 to 108 code for a protein of 35 amino acids.